Messenger RNA from Penaeus chinensis, 1938 nucleotides. Its product is annotated as pancreatic triacylglycerol lipase-like. The coding region runs from base 19 to 1131 and encodes 370 amino acids. The record is from RefSeq and is a predicted model, not a curated record. Gene Ontology annotation, biological process: lipid metabolic process. Gene Ontology annotation, molecular function: lipase activity. The transcript has 6 exons. Lineage: Eukaryota; Metazoa; Arthropoda; Malacostraca; Decapoda; Penaeidae.
GUCUUUUCCAGGCGCGGGAUGGAGGCGGCUGUCGGGAUGCGACUGCUCCUUGUCCUCUGGGCGGUGGGCGUGGGCGCGGGCGGCUUCCUGCUCCAGAUGAAAUAUUGCUUCGGGGAAAUCGGAUGCUUCGCGACGAACACCGACUUCUACCACCCUCUCCGGCCCACCAACCCCACGCCCGUUUCCCGCGAGGACCUGGACCUGACGUAUCACGUGUGGAGCCGCGAGGACCAGCUGGGGACCAUGGUGCGGGCGGCGAGGCUCUCGGACAUCCUCAACACCACGCUCAAGGCCUCCAGGAAGACCAAGGUGCUCAUCCAUGGCUACCUCGAUAACGAAGGAGCGACGUGGGUCUACGACAUGGCUGCCGCCCUCCUGCUGUACGGCGACUUCAACGUCCUGACGGUGGACUGGGGCGGCGGAUCGAGGGCGCUGUACGACCAGGCGGCCGUCAACGCGAGGGUCGCCGGCCUGGAGAUCGCCUACCUCAUCAACUGGCUCGAGGACAAGGUGGGCCACCGCCCGCGGGACGUCCAUCUCAUCGGGCACUCGCUGGGGGCUCACGUGGCAGGAUACGCCGGCGAGAGGGUGAUCGGCCUGGGCAGGAUCACGGGCCUCGAUCCUGCAGGACCCUACUUCGAGAACCUUCCUCCCAAAGUCCGCCUGGAUCCCACGGACGCGCUCUUCGUCGACGUCAUCCACACGAACGGAGACCCACUCAUUCUGCAAGGCCUGGGCAUGAAGCAGGCGUGCGGGCACCUGGACUUCUACCCGAACGGCGGGCGGCAGCAGCCAGGGUGCAACGUCCCCCUCAGGGCCUCCUUCGACGUGCUAAAUCAGGGCAUCGACAUCAACCACGGUUUUACCCUCGAGCAAAAAGUCGCGCUGACCUGCAGCCACAGCCGCUCCACUCAGCUCUUCAUAAGCUCUCUGACCUCAGGCUGCGAAUUCCAGGCCUACUACUGCUUCAGCUAUCUACUCUACAAGACCGGCCUGUGCCAGAUGUGCGUCGACGGGAGCUGGUGUGCUCGCAUGGGCAUUGAGGCUGAGGAGUGGAGAGCCUUGGGGCAGGCGGGUCGGAGGCUGGAACAGAUGUAUGUUACGACUACUGAUGACUAUCCUUAUUGUUAAGUGUGUGUGUGAGUUUGCGAGUGUGUGUGUGUGGAAAGAGUUUGUGUGUGAGUUUGUGAGUUUGUGUGUGAGUUGGUUAGUUUGUGUGUGGUGAGAGUUAAUACGGGUGAGAGAGAGUUCUUCGUUUACUGUUGUUAUGAUGUAUUGUUGUUAUUUAUGCUGAUUUGUUUUAUAAUAGAUGGUUGACGGAUUUGUUGUAAUUGGGCAAGUGUCCGAGGUUGUGGCUGAGAAACGACCAUUCGGUGCAGUUACAAGAGUUUGUUGCUUUGUUGAUAUUUGUUGUUGGUAAAGUGAUUAAAGAAAAUGCCCAUAGUUGUGAUCGAAAAACAACCAUGACAAUACCAGUGGAUGGACGUCACAUAAAUUUGCGGGGCGUCUGUCUGCAAAUUUAUUUAUUCCUGUUGUGAUGAUGUUAAUGCAAUUCUUAUAUUGCCAAGUAUUUAUUCUUUCAUUCCAUGUACGUAACUCAAAUAUAUCACCUUAUAGCUAGCUGUUAAAUGCAUAAUGUAUUCCUACGGUGUUGAAUAUUUCCAGUUUGUUUUCAAAUGCCUAUUUUUAAAAACAGGCCUUUUCGUUUUCGUUUAAAUUUCAAAAGUGCAAAACUGGGAUGACCUGACGAGCGGUUUCCUCCCUUUUAUAUAUUCUAGCAAUAUUUAUAUAUUGCUGAAAGUGAUAUAUUUGUCAUAUUUGUGUGAGUCACAUUUUAAAAGUGACAUUCAGUCUUAGAUAUACAUGGAAUUCUUAAGUACAAUAAACAUGUACCUACUUUUGUAUAUUUAUAUGAUAUUUAUAUAUGAUUGAAUAAUU